Messenger RNA from Magallana angulata, 2775 nucleotides. RefSeq lists its product as uncharacterized. NCBI's taxonomy places the organism in Eukaryota, Metazoa, Mollusca, Bivalvia, Ostreida, Ostreidae. The coding region runs from base 138 to 2633 and encodes 831 amino acids. The record is from RefSeq and is a predicted model, not a curated record. Gene Ontology annotation, biological process: regulation of apoptotic process. Gene Ontology annotation, molecular function: zinc ion binding. The transcript is spliced from 12 exons.
GGAAUGAUUAAAUUUGCCAGGAGAUAAAUGAAAGUAAGAAGAUAUCUGAUUCUAAGACAAGUUCAAAACAUCUAAAGUUCAGGAAUGAUUUAAUUUGCCGGUCGAUAAAUUAAGGUUGUUGUCUUUUGUCCAUUGUCAUGCCACGAGAUAACAAAGCUGAAAUCAUUGUCAGAGAAUUAUUUAUAUUCUUAAAAGAAAACCUAGAUUUUGAGUCAGAACAAGAUGACUUGAUACAAAGACAAUUAUUAGACCAGAAAGAAAAAGAAGACCACAUUUGUAAAGACCAGUGCAAAGCUUUUUGGUGUGAAAGAUAUCUCAAACUUUUAAUCAUGAAGAAAAGAUGUACCAAAUUUUUGGCAUUCAUUCACGACACACCAUCUCAUAGACGUAUUUCCUGGACAAUUAUUUCAAGAGAAAAUGAAGACAUGAACAAGUUACAGACAAGGGUCUAUGCACAGAGAUUUCGUCUUACUUUAACGUUUGAGCUGCUACAGAAACAUAUAUAUUUUCUGUACACGGAGCUUGAACCGCGUGAAAUUGCAGAUUUAAUGUUCCAGUCUGGUUACAUUUCCUGUAAUGAUCAUGAUUCUAUUACGGACAGUCAACAAAAAUAUGUACGGUUUAAGAGUCUUUUGGAUAUAUUAGAAGAAAAAGCACUGUAUUCACAAUUUGUGAAUACAUUACAAGCCUGCAUGAAGUAUAGAUCAGUGCUGCAAACAUUACAAGAGGAUAGAAAACCAGACCUCACCCCUUGUGAGUGUGCUCUGUGCAUACAGCACAACUUUACUCUUCUUCAAAAGGAACUUCCUGAUGCUGAUUGUACCUCAGCUAUUAUGGACAAUUUGUUCGAUAAAACAAACCUUUACGACAUUGAUCAUUGUAAAGGAAAAAUACGCAAAAAAUCAAAGCUUUUGAAAAUACUGUUGAUAAAAGGCAUUCCUGCUUGCAUUGAACUUUUCAACGUGAUCGAAACAAAUUUGAAGAGAGUUGAUGUGAUUGAUAAAAUGAAGACACGGAGAGAUGAUAUAAAUUCAAGGGGUAGGCCUGAUUUAUCUCAUCUUAAGCGCCUCAGCACAUCUUGUCUUCAGGAACAAAAAGAAUUUUUACUUAACGAGCUGGAACCUAUAGAUAUUUGUGACUUUUUGUUCGAAGAGAGAGCAAUAGAAAUUAUGACCCAUGACAAAAUAACAGAGACAGGAGAACGACGACAGCAAGUAAAGGAUCUGUUACAAACCUUGCAGCAAAAUGAAAACGACUGUUUCCACUAUUUUCUGUACAUUCUUGAAAAGAACGAGUUUAUUGAUAUUCGCAAUGAAUUGGCGAGCCAACCUGAAGCUGUACGCGAAGAAAUAAUGGAACAAUCGGAUUGGAAAUUGACACACAUAGUUGAAAAAGUAACAGACGAUCCAAAAGACGAUCCGAUAGAACUGCGGUUGACAAUUAAAGGUCGUAAUGCCGAAUGCGUGGAACGGGAUUUAUUCAAACAACUUGAGUCUUCUGAUCCUGGACCUUGCCAGUUGACCAUGGUAUAUGGACAUAUGGAUAUUGAGAAUGUUUCUUGUGGCUCUGUGGUUCUUCAGUUAAGACCUCUGACUGACAACGCUGUUAAAACCUUGCUUGAUGCCAAGAAAAACAAUAACUUAGUUGAAAUAGUAUUUGGAAUGCUGAAGAACAUUAAAAUUGCUGACAAAAUGGAUAAAACAGAACCAGUGGAAAUUAAGGUGCAGGUCUGUUAUGCUAAUCCAACAAAAGGAAACCCUGUGCAUGAAAAUCCAGAAGCAAGGGAUGCAGAACAGAUUAAACACCGUUUAAAAGCUUACAGGAACAAACUUAUCUCUGAUGUUGAACCCAGUGCUUUAGCCUCUGUAUUAUCAAAAUCUUUUCCAAAAAGUGAAUUUGACUCAGUUGAUAAAGCUGGUAGCUGUCCAAGAAGAGUUGAACGUUUGUUAUCGUUGGUUGAGAAGGGAGAACCUAAUGUUGUCAAAGGGUUUGUGACAGUCCUAAAGAAUUUUGGUUACCAUGACAUUGUACAGUUAAUAGAUCCUCCUGAGAUUUGCCAGACAGCAAAACAUAUUAGGAAAAAGAUAGCACAUAAUUUCAAUAGACUACUUGAAGAAAUGCAGAUGACGUUUGCAAGAGAAACACUAUCAAAUUGCAUAGGGGAUACUGAUGGGAUAACACAACAGAUUCUACCAAAAAAUGGAAAUCGCAGACAAAGGAUGAGUAGUUUCCUGCAGUUCAUUCUUAAAGACGACCACAAUGUAAUUGAAUUUGAAAAAAUGCUAAAACAUAAUGGUUUAGAAAAACUGCUGGAAAUGAGUGAAAAUGACCAAGAACAGCUUGUGUCUUCACAGAAUAUAGAGGUGAUAAUUGUUCAAGACCCAAAAUCAUCAUCUUUAGAAAUAUUGUUUGAGUCUGUUAUCACCUUGUCAUAUACGGUCCUCCCUGCAACAUACAUGAAAGAAUUGACCAUGGACCUCCAGGAUGUGGUGCGUUGUGAUGUGUGUGAUAGUCCUGUCCCCCCACUACACUGUGACUUCUGUCAGAUCAAUCUCUGCAAAGCUUGUGUUGGGCAUCAUUUGUUGGAUGAAUCUAGAAAACAUCAGGUUGUUCCGUUCAAACAUCGAACAUAACCUGGAUUUAUCUAAAAAACAUAACGUGGUUCCGUUUAAAGACCGAAGAUCUAUUCAAAAUUAUCCUUACUGUUCAAAACAUAACAAUGAGCUGUGUAAACAAUUUUGUGAACAAUGUGACAUUUCUCUGUGUUCUUUUUGU